This is a messenger RNA of Octopus sinensis (East Asian common octopus), 4431 nucleotides long. RefSeq names its product phosphatidylinositol 4,5-bisphosphate 3-kinase catalytic subunit alpha isoform-like. Gene Ontology annotation, biological process: phosphatidylinositol-mediated signaling; phosphatidylinositol 3-kinase/protein kinase B signal transduction; cell migration. Gene Ontology annotation, molecular function: 1-phosphatidylinositol-3-kinase activity; 1-phosphatidylinositol-4-phosphate 3-kinase activity. Gene Ontology annotation, cellular component: cytoplasm; phosphatidylinositol 3-kinase complex; plasma membrane. NCBI's taxonomy places the organism in Eukaryota, Metazoa, Mollusca, Cephalopoda, Octopoda, Octopodidae. The record is from RefSeq and is a predicted model, not a curated record.
UAAUCGAUCGAAACUAUCUAUUUUUUCAAAAAAUUUAAUUCAUCCCUCGAAUAUCUAUAACCUUUAUUUUCAAAGAAUACAUAACAUAUAUAUACGUAUAUAUAUAUAUUUUUAUGAUAUCCGAAAAGAAAAAGAAACCCCCCACCGAAAAAAAAACUCUGACCGUUGUUUGCCUCUUCCAGUCAAAGCUGAGAGAAGUGAAUGAAGCUCAGAAUCGGACUGGAACUCUACUCGCACAUAACUCAACUCGAACUCUACCUCUGCUCGAAUGAACCGAAGCUGAACCUGAUGGAUAUUGUCAGAAACUUCCAAUGCCUGCUUCUUCUGCUUCUUCUUCUUUCCUCUUAAAUAACAACCAAAACAACAAAACAGGAGGAAAAACAAAAAUAUUCAAUCAUUUUUACAUCGUUUAACAACAACUGCUAUACUACAAUUAAGGUUAAUUUAUUAAUUUGUUGAGAGAUUUUCAGUUUUUUGCUGUUGUUGUUGUUGUUGUUGUUUGGGGGUGAUUUUGGCGACUAUACAAUUAUUUUCUUUUUUAUUUUUUGGUUGGAAAGAAAAGGCUAAAGCUUAUGUUGGACCAAGAUGCCACCAAGCUCAGGAGAACUAUGGGGCCUACAUUUGAUGCCUUCACAGAUCGAUGUCGAUUGUCUGUUGCCAACAGGAAUUUUAGUACCUCUUCGUUGUAAUCGCAAUGCCACGCUAGAGAGUAUCAAGACAGACCUCUGGGUAGAGGCAAAGAAAUACCCAUUCCAUACAAAACUCCUAAACCCAACCUCAUAUGUAUUUGUCAGCAUCACACAAGAUGCUGAACAUGAGGAAUUCUUUGAUGAAACUAAAAGACUUUGUGAUUUGAGACUUUUCUUGCCUUGGCUGAAGGUUGUUGAACCCGAGGGUAACAGAGAAGAGAAAAAAUUGAAUUAUGAAAUUGGUAUGGCCGUUGGUAUUCCAAUAAGUGAUUUCAAUGAGAUGAAAGAACUUGAAGUGAUGACAUUCCGUCGUAACAUUCUGGAAGUUUGUAAAGAGGUAGUGGCUUGCCGAGAUGAUAAAGCUGGCCAUAAACGAGCCCUGUACAGUUAUCCCCCUGAAGUGGAAUCUUCCAGAACAAAUCCCAGUCAUGUGCAAAAAAAGUUAAAUAGAGAGUCCAACUAUGUGAUAGUAUGCAUUUGGGUUUUAUCCGACAAUGAUGACCGGCAGAAGUAUUCCGUCAAAGUUCUACACACGGCUACUCCACAGCUCGUGAUUGCAGAAGCAAUUCGCAGGCGAACACGCAGCAUGCAGCUAACAGCUGACCAGCAGCAGUCCUGCAUCCAGCAGUAUACCAAUGCUUAUGUGCUGAAAGUGUGUGGCUGUAACCAAUACUUGCUGGAAGAGUAUUCCCUCAGCCAAUAUAGGUAUAUUCGUGAAUGUAUAGCCCGAGAUAAAAUACCCCAACUAAUGUUGCAGACGAAAGAUUCUGUUUAUUUGGCAAUACCUGAAAAUAUUUUUUGGAUCCCAACAUAUGUACAGAAAGGUGUGCAAGCAUUGAAUGAUAUUACGAAACAAGAAACUAUUCCUAUCUGGACUAUCAAAACUAAACUGCGCAUCAAGAUAAACAGUGCUACUUAUGUCAAUGUGAAAGGAGAAGGCAAGAUUUAUGUGAAAACUGGUCUUUUCCAUGGAACUGAACUAUUGUGUCCAACCAAAGAAACUGAGUGUGUUGACUCUCUAAAUCCCCGCUGGAACCAAUGGCUUGAAUAUGAAAUUCCAGUAUCUGAGAUACCACGAAGUGCUCGACUCUGCCUUUCAAUAUGUUCUGUUGCUAAGCGACGGAAAACCAAAGAGGAGAUAAAUGUCAAAAGCAAAGAAGUUGUUAAAAAGAAGGAAAGGAAAGAAAAGUUCGAUUAUGCUCUGGCCUGGGGUAAUUUGCAAAUGUUUGAUUUCAACCACCGCCUGCUUAGUGAUAAAGUGGGGCUUCAUUUGUGGCCAAUGCCUCAAGGCAUGGAUGAACUUCUCAAUCCUAUAGGAAUACCAGGUUCAAACCCAAACAAAGACUGUCCAAGUCUGGAUAUUGAAUUUGACAAAUUUUCCCAUUCUGUAACGUUUGAUAUGGAAAAAUUUGAUAGAUAUUCCAAACAGAACUCGUACGAUGGUUACGUACAAGAUGGCUAUGUGGAUUAUAUAAAUCCGGAUGCUAAACAGAUGAAACAACUAGAAGAACUAGUCAGCCGAGAUCCUUUAUCUGAACUUUCAGAACAAGAGAUGCUUUUUGUAUGGCAACUAAGAAACCAUUGUGUACUGCUGCCACAUUCCUUACCAAAACUGCUGAAUUCUGUGAAAUGGAAUGAUAGAAGUGAAGUGGCUGAGGUUUACCGACUGUUACAAAAAUGGCCAACUCUUUCACCAGAAGAUGCUCUAGAGUUACUUGAUUGUUCUUAUAUGGAUACGAAUAUUCGGAACUUUGCUGUAGAUUGCUUAGAUAAAGGCUUAACUGAUGAUAAACUCUCCCAAUAUCUUUUACAAAUUGUUCAGGCUAUAAAAUAUGAACCUUACCUGGAUAACCGUUUGACACGGUUUCUGCUGAAGAGAGCUUUAUUGAAUCAAAGGAUUGGACAGUUCUUCUUCUGGCAUUUAAGAUCUGAAAUGCACGAAACGUCUAUUCGUUUACGGUUUGGCUUAAUCUUAGCCUACUGUCGGGGAUGCGGUGCAUUUCUGAAAAACCUUUUGAAACAGUUGGAAGCUCUAGACAAGCUAGCAAAGCUUUCUGAUAAGUUAAAAUCAGAAUUCAUGCGAGAGGAUGAACAGAAACGAUUUCUCACAGACCAGCUUUCCCAAGCUGACUACUUGGAAGCCCUACAGCGUUUUACAUCCCCUCUAAACAGCAGUCACAUGUUAGGUGACAUCCUUGUUCGGCAAUGCUACUUGAAGACAUCAAAAAAACGUCCACUUUGGCUUGUAUGGCAGAAUCCAGAUCCACUUGCAGAUUACUGGCUUUCAUAUUACAAGUUGAUUUUCAAAAAUGGAGAUGAUUUGAGACAAGACAUGCUCACUCUUCAGGUGAUAAGAAUUAUGGAUUCCAUCUGGAAAAAUGAAGGCAUAGAUUUAAGGAUGAUACCAUAUGGUUGUUUGUCGACCGGUAAAGAGAUGGGACUCAUAGAGGUAGUUCCAGCAGCUACUACUGUGAUGGCUAUUCAGCACCGUGGAGGCAAGACCGCAGCAAUGCAGUUGGACAGCUCUCAGCUGCAUAAAUGGAUCAAAGAGCGCAACCAGAAAGAACAAUAUGACAUAGCAAUUGAUACCUUUACAAAAUCCUGUGCUGGGUACUGCGUUGCUACAUUUGUUUUAGGCAUUGGGGACCGACAUUCUGAGAACAUUAUGAUGACUGAAGAAGGACAGGUAUUUCAUAUUGAUUUUGGUCACUUUUUAAAUCAUAAAAAGAAGAAAUUUGGAAUCAACCGUGAGCGAGUGCCUUUUGUUUUGACGGAAGACUUCAUCAAAGUUAUAGCAAAGGGUGCUGACCAACCUCAGAAAAAUGAACUUUUUGAACAGUUUCAACAACUGUGUGGCCAAGCUUAUUUGGCACUUCGCAAACAUGCCAAGCUUUUCAUCACCCUUUUCACACUGAUGCUCUCUUGUGGCAUCCCCGAGUUACAGUCAAUGGAUGACAUAGGAUACCUUCGCAAGACACUGGCUGUGGAGAAAUCUGAGCAGGAAGCUGCCACUUAUUUUCAGGAACAAUUCAAUAAUGCCUAUGGCGGCUCUUGGACAACUAAGCUGGACUGGUUCUUCCAUUACCUGCACAACCGGAAUCGGUGAGAAACAGACACAAUCCCAAACAUAAACACGACCUUGCAAGCAGAGAGAGACAUAUGUUCAUGCAUCAUAUAUAUGCAUAUAUAUAUAUAUGUGUGUAUACAGACACACACUUAUAGUAAAUAAACAUAUGCUGAAAGUGCGUGCGUGUGUGUGUGUAUGUGUGUGCAUGUGUGUGCGUGUGUGUGUGUACAUAUAUGUAUGAUUGCUGUGUGUAAUAUAAAUUACAUAUGUGUGUUGUGUAUGUGUGUGACUAUAUAUGUAUAUAUAUACACACACACAGACAUAUAUAAACAUACACACACACAUCCUGAUAACUUCCCUUUCUCUUUGGUUUUUCACGUUUUUUUCCUCAAUAUUUAAAUUUUUUUUUUUUCCUUAACUUAUCCCACCCAAGUGCUCCAAGACAUCCUCUUUAAUUGCACCAGGACACCAUCAUUAUAAUCAUUAUCAUUGUCACCUACACCUACACCACCACUACCACCACCAUUGUCUGACAGAUUCUUGUCACUUGCCACCACCUUUUUUUCUUCUUCCUCCCACCCAUUCUAUCCGUCUCUGACUUCUUCCAUCUGACCAUCUUCAUUGCUCAUUUCGCCUUGUCAUCUUCAUGCUCUUGUCUUGUACUUUCACUUCUAU